Molecule: messenger RNA, 1417 nt
Organism: Podarcis raffonei (Aeolian wall lizard)
Lineage: Eukaryota; Metazoa; Chordata; Lepidosauria; Squamata; Lacertidae
Gene: DCAF7
Product: DDB1 and CUL4 associated factor 7
Exons: 7
Coding region: 126-1154 (342 amino acids)
Cellular component (GO): nucleus
Molecular function (GO): protein binding
Source: RefSeq, a predicted model, not a curated record
CCCCCGAUGGAGGAGCGGGGUGGGGGCGGCUUCGCCGUAGUCGUUUGUGUGAGGUGAAGAACGACGGUCGGCGGGGGGAGGUCGCUGGUUGCCGUGAGGGGCUGACGGAGCGAGCCUCGCCCGCCAUGUCGCUGCACGGGAAGCGCAAGGAGAUCUACAAGUACGAGGCGCCAUGGACCGUCUACGCCAUGAACUGGAGCGUCAGGCCCGACAAGCGCUUCAGGCUGGCGCUCGGCAGCUUCGUGGAGGAAUACAACAACAAGGUCCAACUUGUUGGGUUGGAUGAGGAAAGCUCUGAGUUCAUUUGCCGGAAUACCUUUGAUCACCCAUAUCCUACUACCAAGCUCAUGUGGAUCCCAGAUACCAAAGGGGUAUAUCCAGACCUUUUGGCAACAAGUGGUGACUACUUGCGUGUCUGGAGAGUGGGUGAAACAGAGACCAGGCUAGAGUGUUUGCUGAACAACAACAAGAAUUCUGAUUUCUGUGCUCCAUUGACAUCCUUUGACUGGAAUGAAGUGGAUCCUUAUCUGCUGGGUACCUCUAGUAUUGACACAACUUGCACUAUCUGGGGUUUGGAGACUGGCCAGGUCUUGGGAAGAGUGAAUUUGGUGUCAGGCCAUGUCAAGACCCAGUUGAUUGCCCAUGAUAAAGAGGUCUAUGAUAUUGCAUUCAGCCGUGCAGGAGGUGGGAGAGACAUGUUUGCUUCUGUUGGUGCUGAUGGCUCAGUGAGAAUGUUUGAUCUGCGGCACCUGGAACAUAGUACAAUUAUAUAUGAGGAUCCUCAACACCAUCCUUUGCUUCGCCUUUGCUGGAAUAAACAGGACCCUAAUUAUCUUGCAACAAUGGCAAUGGAUGGCAUGGAGGUGGUGAUUUUAGAUGUCAGAGUUCCUUGUACACCUGUUGCCAGACUGAACAACCACAGAGCAUGUGUCAAUGGCAUUGCUUGGGCACCACACUCUUCUUGUCAUAUCUGCACAGCUGCGGAUGACCAUCAAGCACUUAUCUGGGAUAUCCAGCAAAUGCCUCGUGCCAUUGAGGAUCCAAUCUUGGCCUACACAGCAGAAGGCGAAAUCAACAAUGUACAGUGGGCAUCAACUCAGCCGGACUGGAUAGCAAUCUGUUACAACAACUGCCUGGAAAUCUUGAGAGUGUAAAAACAGUUGGGCACUGAGGGGAAAAAAUGGAACUGGAUGGUGGUCUUUGCUCUCCUAUAAAUUUUUAAGAACAAAACUCCAUCUAGAAAGUGCCACUGGCUAUUCUAGGAAGACUCAGAACUGGCAUUGAUGGGUAAAUGUUGCUGUCGUCUCCCUCUUUCCCCACCCCACCCUCACCCUGUGACUUAAAUGCAGGGAUAUGCUGAGCCUUUCAGACCCUCUGGGAAUUUAUUACUUUCAAUUAAAGUUAUGUAUAUAUGUCA